CCUGUGGAGAUGGUAUUUUUAUAAAAAUGCAGCCGGGCAGAAGACAAAGAAACAUUUCAUUCAGUGCCUGCUACUCGGUACCAUAAAAGUUUUUGUGUUUUAAAUAUUUCCGAAAUCUUAUUACAGUAAUAUAUACGUAGUUAGGCACUCUUUCUUGACUAUAUCGUAAGACAUGGUGGUGGUCUCUGUGUUCUUGAUCUUUUUUGGGUCUCCCCAGAUUUGAACCAAGUGGCCAUCCCCGUGUUUCACAGCCUUUUUGACAAGGGAAUCUCUGGGGACAGAGUUUAUUGAGUUUCAGCUUCUGGGUUUCGCCUGGAAAACUAUUAAGUUGAUUAAAGUUUGCAUCUUUGCAGUGAAUUCUUCUAGUUUGGAGCACUGGGUAUUCUUCUAUUUCUGGGAAUUUCACUGGGGAAUGGUUGUUUUUCUGUUAUAGAGGCAGAGUUUUGAUCUCUAUAUCAUUUCAAGGUACCUUUUAUCUCUUUUUCCCUAUUUUUCCCCAAAAAGGUUGCUUGUUUGGAUUCAAUUCAUCUAACUCGGAGCAGAUGAAAGCGACUGUUCACUGCAGAUUUUGACUUUUUUGGUUUAAACCUACGGAAAGUCGUGAAUUUUAAUCUCUUGAUUUUGGGUUGGAGUUGUUAUCUGAAAAAUUGAGAUGAUAAAGUGAUAAGUGAUGAUGUUGAAAUAUUAAUCUGAUGAUGAUGAAAAAUUUCUGGUCUUCAAGUUAUUGAAAGUAUAGUUGCUGGCUCCCCAAGUUCUUGAAAGUUUGGUGGAUUUGGGGAUAAGUAAGUGCUUCUCUGAAGGGUUUGGAUUUAUAGGAGGUGAGGGAGAGAGAGAGAUAGUUUGUGAGGUUGAAUAAUGGAAAAACAGGCUAGUUUUCGUGGGGUGAUGGAGAAACAGCAAAGCUUUCGAAAUAUGGAAAAGCAAAAGAGUUUCAAAGGACUGAUGGAAAAGCAGAAAAGCUUUAGGAUAGCAAUGGAGAGGCAGCUGAGCUUUGGUGGUGAGAGGAAAAGGGGCAAGGAUUCACCUGGGAAACGAGGCGAUAACCCGCUUCACCUUGCUGCACGAGCAGGGAAUCUAAGUAAGGUGAGGGAAAUUUUACAGAGGUUUGACAGUAAAGCCAUCAAGGAUACGCUAUCAAAGCAGAACCAAGAAGGUGAGACUGCUCUUUAUGUCGCUGCUGAGAAUGGGCACACCUUGGUUGUCGGAGAAAUCUUGAAGCAGCUAGACCUUGAAACCGCCUCUAUUGCCUCUAACAAUGGAUAUGAUGCAUUCCAUAUUGCAGCCAAGCAGGGCCAUCUUGAAGUUCUCAAGGAACUCUUGAAUGUUUUCCCUAACUUAGUGAUGACUACGGAUUCAUCCAAUUCUACAGCCCUACACACGGCUGCUGGUCAAGGGCACGUUGAUGUAGUUGAUUUGCUUCUUGAAAUUGAUUCAAACCUUGCUAAGAUAGCUCGGAACAAUGGUAAGACUGUACUCCAUACAGCCGCAAGAAUGGGCCAUUUGGAAGUGGUGAAAUCGCUUGUAAACAAGGACCCCAGUAUUGGGUUUAGGACAGACAAGAAAGGCCAAACUGCAUUGCACAUGGCGGUGAAGGGGCAAAAUGUGGAUAUUGUGCUUGAAUUAAUCAAACCAGAUCCAAGUGUACUAGCAUUAGGAGAUAACAAGGGAAACACCGCACUCCAUAUUGCAACAAGGAAGGGACGCCCUCAGAUGGUUCAACGCUUAAUAUCCAUUGAGGGCAUCAACAUCAACACAGUUAACAAGGCUGGAGAAACUGCCCUUGACAUUGCGGAAAAGUUUGGAACUCCAGAUGUCGUGACUAUGUUAAAGGAGGCUGGAGCUACCCAUUCCAAAGACCACGGGAAGCCUCCAAGUGCUGCAAAGCAACUCAAGCAGACGGUGAGCGAUAUAAAGCAUGAUGUUGAGUCCCAGCUUCAACAGAGCCGACAAACUGGGUUCAAGGUCAGAAAAAUAGCGAAGAAGGUGAAGAAGCUUCAUAUUAGUGGCCUUAACAACGCCAUCAACUCUCUCACAGUUGUCGCCGUCCUUAUUGCUACUGUUGCUUUUGCCGCCAUCUUCACUGUGCCAGGGCAAUACGUUGAAAAGGAAAAGAAAGGGUUUACUCUCGGUGAAGCCAACGUAGCAAAUAAAGCAGCUUUCAUAGUCUUCUUCUUGUUUGACAGCCUCGCGUUAUUCAUCUCCAUAGCUGUUGUGGUUGUCCAGACGUCUGUGGUUGUGAUAGAACAAAAGGCGAAGAAGCAGAUGGUCUUCAUUAUAAACAAGCUCAUGUGGGGGGCUUGCCUCUUCAUCUCGAUUGCCUUCAUUUCGCUUACUUAUGUGGUGGUUGGAACUCGGGAGCAAUGGCUUGCUAUCUAUUCAACCGUCGUGGGUGGAGUGAUAAUGCUAACUACUAUUGGCUCCAUGUGCUACUGUGUAGUUCGUCAUAGGUUGGAGGAAUCGAGGAUGAGGAAUAUAAGGAAAGCUGAGACGCUGUCUCGUUCAUUUUCAAUGUCAAUGGUGCCAUCAGAUUCAGAGCUGUAUAAUGAAAGCUACAAGAGGAUGUAUGCAGUGUAGAAACAAACCGAAUUGGAAAGCAUAGAGAAAACCACGAUAAGGGGCUAUGAUUCAUUCUAGGACGAACAACAUUAAAGCCUUGUAAAGAGCAUACAUUGUAUAUGUGCACAAUCAAUGGAUGAUGGCAUUUGCAGUUGGUUCAUGCUGUAUCCAAGAUGAAGGCUUUCCUCUAAAACUUGUUCUCCCAUUGUCGGUUGAGGACGAGCUGACCCCAUGGCUGCAAAUACCAGGUUGCUAUUCUAGUAACAACAAAGUGCGAAUAUGUUGUGAAUUUCUGAGAUAAAAUUGUAGGAUGGCAACAUUAUAGUUGCUGUAAUUAAUAAUAAUAGUCCUAUAUUUGUUAA
Molecule: messenger RNA, 2918 nt
Organism: Ipomoea nil (Japanese morning glory)
Lineage: Eukaryota; Viridiplantae; Streptophyta; Magnoliopsida; Solanales; Convolvulaceae
Product: ankyrin repeat-containing protein At5g02620-like
Exons: 3
Coding region: 856-2574 (572 amino acids)
Cellular component (GO): plasma membrane
Molecular function (GO): protein phosphatase 1 binding; protein phosphatase regulator activity
Source: RefSeq, a predicted model, not a curated record